Messenger RNA from Octopus sinensis (East Asian common octopus), 2527 nucleotides. Its product is annotated as thyrotroph embryonic factor. Gene Ontology annotation, biological process: regulation of transcription by RNA polymerase II. The coding region runs from base 702 to 1838 and encodes 378 amino acids. The transcript is spliced from 7 exons. The record is from RefSeq and is a predicted model, not a curated record. Lineage: Eukaryota; Metazoa; Mollusca; Cephalopoda; Octopoda; Octopodidae. Gene Ontology annotation, molecular function: DNA-binding transcription factor activity, RNA polymerase II-specific; RNA polymerase II cis-regulatory region sequence-specific DNA binding. Gene Ontology annotation, cellular component: nucleus.
CGUCGAUCCAACUAUGACCAGCAACCUGACAUCUGCCCGUGGUCUCAGUUUGAAGGACCUCCUCGAGAAACAGGAUUUUCCGGGUGCCAAUGUCACUGCUUCAAAGAAAAAAGGGGAACAGCCUAACGUAGCCGGUUGCGUCUCACUUGCCUAAAUAAAGCCGGAGACUAUAGCAUCUCAUUAACUACUACACUGCCAUUAUGAUGGUCUGUCGACAAAUUAUUUUCUCUAUCUUCUCUGAAUCUUCAACAACUCCUUAUGAACGUUUCCAUAUUACUCUCUGUCACUAGGUGGAGUAACUACAAACUCACGAAUUAUCUCCCUUGGCAUUUUCCUGUUGCCUUUAAUAAAUGCUUAAUUUAAAAAAAAAAAAUGAAAAAGAUGUAAAUUUCAACAUAUUUCCAAAUUUUGACUGAAAAAAAAGGGGAAGAUUCAUCUAACAUUUAUCAUGCAUACAAAUGGAAAUAAUUUGAAAUUAAAAUUUGGAACAAAUUAAAUGAAACAUCAAACAAGAAAAAAAAAACUGAAAACAUCCAGAUUUUCCCCAGUUGCCCUACCAUCUUUUAAUUCCAUAGGACUGAUUUUUCACUGAUUAUUUUUCAAGUCUUGAUUCAAAUUCAGACUGAACCAACAGAAAAAAAAAGAAGUAAAAACUCAAACAAAAUCCUGAUUCUUUUAGAGUCACCGUCUCUUGAAUUAAAAUGUCUUCUUAUAAUUCUUGUGCUACAUAUACUCUUUUACAAUCGUCUUUCCGAUAUGCAAAACCUCAAUUACCACUUGGGUCUUUCAAUCAUCAGAACUUUAAUCAUUCUUCAAACUAUACAACUGGUCAGUCGGCCAUUCCAUCAUCGAUCUCAAAGUCUUUACCCCCAACCACAAGCAGCAAUAAUGGCAAUAACCACACAUUUAACUGGCAUUACCCUGUAAAGACAGAUGGGACAAUCGCUCGGAGGAACUGCAUGAGAGAGUCCCUUAGUAGACAUGGUACUACCUGCUAUCCUGAGAUUCGAUCAACUAUAGUAAAAGAAGAAAGUUCUAAAUACAGUGAUGAUGAACAAAAUAACUUGUCGGCAUUUCUGGGACCAAACCUUUGGGAGAAAUCCAGUGGUGCUGAUUUCAAACUGGAGUACAUGGAUCUUGAUGAAUUUCUAGUGGAGAAUGGUAUCCCUCUUGAUCCGGUGAAUGAUUCAUUAGACAGUAAUGACAAAAAUACUGCGUCAGAUGUUUCAUUGGACAGUUUUGUACAGUCACCUGAGCAACUCAACUUAAAAGUCAAAGACGAGGAUCUUCACAGUGUUUCCUCAGACUCUACCGCAUACAAACAAGAAGACAAUGAAUUAAUACCAGAAGAUGAUGAUGAUCAAGAAGAUGAUGAGGAUGAGGAUGAGGAUGAGGAUGAGGAUGAUGAUGAGGAUGAUGAUGAUGAUAGUAAUUGUAAUUCUGAUGUAUUUGAGCCACCAAAACCUGGCAGAUCUCAGGUUCCAGGUAAAAAUGGUUUUGACCCUGCCAAGCGAAAAUUUUCAUCAGAUGAACUGAAGCCUCAACCACUUGUCAAAAAAUCUAAGAAAAUAUUUGUACCUCUUGAAAGAAAAGAUGAAAAAUACUGGGCACGGCGCAAAAAGAACAAUAUUGCUGCAAAACGGUCUCGUGAUGCACGCCGUGUGAAGGAGAAUCAAAUUGCAUUGAGAGCCAACUUUCUGGAAAGUGAGAACCAAAACUUGCGAGAGAAAAUGGCUAAAGUUCUCAAGGAUAUGACUCAGAUCAAGAAAGAGAAAGAUACUCUUAAAAGUGACAAUGAUUUCCUGCGAAAACAACUGAGCAAGUACAGUUGUCAGUAAUAAGACCAAAAAACAAACAUGUAAUUGUGUAGCAUUGUAAAUUUUAUGGAUCCUGAUGGGCAGGUUUCAUUAUCCUAAUCUGUCAGAAAUUGUAGAGAUUUUGGGGAAUUGUUUUUUUUUUUUUUUAAUUUUCUCUCGGUGAGAUUUUCCAAACAUUGGUCACAUAAUUCUACACACAUUAUAUCAAUUUCAUUUCUCACAAACUUUAACAUGUAGCUUUUAUAAAGUGGCAUGAACAUAUUAUGACUAGUGUUAUAAAAAUGAAAAAAAAAGAAAAGAGAGCAUUUCUACCUGGCAUGUAUGGGUUAAUCACAUUCAGUUUUACAAUAUUAAAUAUUUUAAACUUUCUUUAAAAAUAACUCAUCAAAUACUUAGAGAGGAAUUCAGAAAGAAUGACAAAUGUGGAUGCACAUAGACAUAAGCAUACAAAGAAAUACAUGUACACACACACACACACAUGUAUAUAUAAUGCUUCAACAGAAAUAUUGAUGUUUAAGCUGAAAUUAAAGUCCAUCAAUUGCUUGUGAACAGCUACUUGUAGUAAACAUUGAUUUCUUAUGUAGGCAAAAACAUGGGUAUGGGUGGAUGGGUGUUAUAACAAAUUGACUUUCAUGCCUUUUUCAAGGGGGUUGGCAAACAGUGUGAAAAGGGGAGUAUCUACAACUGGAAAUUAAAACCAGGUUGCUGAU